Molecule: messenger RNA, 690 nt
Organism: Alternaria atra
Lineage: Eukaryota; Fungi; Ascomycota; Dothideomycetes; Pleosporales; Pleosporaceae
Exons: 3
Coding region: 1-690 (229 amino acids)
Source: RefSeq, a predicted model, not a curated record
AUGCAGCUCACUACUACUCUUGCUCUUCUUGUUGCUGGUGCGACCGCCUCCCCUCUCCUCGGACUCAAGCUUGGCGGCCUCGGCAUCAAUGUUGCUUCCUCGAGCGCUCUUCUGGCUGUGAACUUGGGUGGAGCUAAGCCUUCUUCCGUCAUGGCAUCCACUGCCUCCAUCACCGCAGUGCCAACCGUCGUUGCGAAUGCCAACCCGACCAUGCCCUCGACCUUCUCUGCCCCAGUCCAGGGCUCCGGUAUCCUCACUCUCGACAACCUGCCUGCUAUGCCACCUGUCAUCGACAAGACUCUUGCCGGUGUUCUCGGCUCUGUCCUUGGUCUUUCGUCCGGAAUUUGCAGCCUCGACUUCAAGUGCACCAUUACCGUCGCUGGAUCCAUUCAGUCCCUGCUUGUCGAUGGUGACAAGUACACGACGAACAGCACUAUCUCCGCUUGGUGCGAUCAGGGCCGCUGCUACGGCUCUGUCGAUAUGCCUCUUACGGCUACGGCUCCCUUCGUCAUCACUUGCGACCAGCUCACUGGCACCAAGGCGUGCUCGGCCACCAUUUCAGGUGCUGCCACUGCUAUCUUCACCAACGGUCGGCAACUUGAACUCUGGGGAUGGAUCACACCUGCUGGUUACUGCAAGGACGGUGUUUGCGUUGCUUCCAUCAGCGCUAUCAGUGACCCAAUGUACUAA